Odobenus rosmarus divergens (Pacific walrus) is the source of this 2104-nucleotide messenger RNA. RefSeq names its product chloride channel CLIC-like 1 (gene CLCC1). The transcript has 13 exons. The record is from RefSeq and is a predicted model, not a curated record. Gene Ontology annotation, cellular component: membrane; endoplasmic reticulum. The coding region runs from base 106 to 1746 and encodes 546 amino acids. Gene Ontology annotation, molecular function: chloride channel activity. Lineage: Eukaryota; Metazoa; Chordata; Mammalia; Carnivora; Odobenidae.
GGGACUUUCCCUGGAGAUCUCAGUCUUUCUUGGUAGCUCUCCACUCAGUUUACUUGUUUUCCUAAUCUGUAAAAUGAAGAUAACCAAAGUAACCCUUCAUGCAGGAUGCUGUAUUCUCUGCUCCUUUGUGAAUGUCUGUGGCUGAUAACCGGUUAUGCUCAUGAUGAUGACUGGAUUGACCCCACAGACAUGCUUAACUAUGAUGCUGCUUCAGGAACAAUGAGAAAAUCUCAGGUAAAACAUGGUGUAUCAGAGAAAAAAGAAGUCAGUCCUGACUUGUCACAUGCUGAUGAAUUGUUGGAAUGUUAUAGCAAACUUGAUUCUUUAACUCAUAAGAUCGAUGACUGUGAAAAGAAAAAGAAGGAAGACUAUGAAAGUCAAAGCAAUCCUGUUUUUAGGAGAUACUUACACAAGAUUUUGAUUGAAGCCAGAAAGCUCGGACUCCCUGAAGAAAACAAAGAUGAUAUGCAUUAUGAUGCUGAGAUUAUCCUAAAAAGACAAACCCUGUUAGAAAUACAGAAGUUUCUCAGUGGAGAGGAUUGGAAACCAGGAGCCUUGGAUGAUGCACUAAGUGAUAUUUUAAUUAAUUUUAAGUUUCAUGAUUUUGAAACAUGGAAGUGGCGAUUUGAAGACUCCUUUGGAGUGGACCCAUAUAACCUGUUGAUGGUUCUUCUGUGUCUGCUCUGUAUCGUGGGAUUAGUCGCUACCGAGGUGUGGACGUAUGUGCAUUGGUACACCCAGCUGAGACGUGUGUUAUUCAUCAGUUUCCUCGUCAGUUUGGGAUGGAAUUGGAUGUAUCUAUAUAAGCUCGCGUUCGCGCAGCAUCAGGCCGAGGUUGCCAAGCUGGAGCCGUUGAACAACGUGUGUGCUGAGAAGAUGGACUGGAUUGGAAGCCUCUGGGAAUUGUUGAGAAGUUCAUGGACCUAUAAGGAUGACCCAUGCCAAAAAUACUACGAGCUCUUAUUAGUCAACCCUAUUUGGUUGGUCCCACCAACGAAGGCACUGGCGGUUACAUUCACCAACUUUGUCACGGAGCCACUGAAACACAUCGGGAAAGGAGCUGGGGAAUUUAUUAAAGAGUUCAUGAGGGAGAUCCCAGUAUUACUUCACAUCCCAGUGCUGAUCGUUAUGGCUUUAGCUGUCCUGAGUUUCUGCUAUGGUGCUGGAAAAUCAGUUAAUAUGCUGAGACAUUUAGGUGGUCCUGAGAGAGAACCACCCCGGGCACUUGAGCCAGGUGAUAGAGGACGGCUGCAGGAAGUUGAUGAUAGACCCCAUGGUGGAGCAGGUGAUGCACGUUUCCCUUAUAGAGGCCACAUCAGCCCCUUUGAGCGAGGCCCUUGUGACAGAACAUAUGAGGGUAGAAGAGAUGGUAUGAGAGAGAGAGAUGUUGACUUGAUACCUAGGACUGGCACCAAGAGCCCCGAAGUGCUCCGGCCAUGCGAUGUACCCCAGGCAGAGGCGAGAGAGCGUCCCACGGUGGUACCCAGUCAUAAAUUACCCGUUUUGGAUACAAAGCCCAAAGAAUUCGGUGGAAUCCAGGGAGAAAGCACACUGCCUGAAAGCAGUACUGAAAGCAUCCAGUCUAGUAGGCCUUUCUCUGGCCCAGACACAUCAGAGAAGGUGGAAGGUUCACCUGCAGAGGAAAAGGCCCAGCUCGGGAGCGAUACCAGGGGCAGCCCAGAGGAAGGCAGCGUGUCCAGCCCAGCCAGCGGUGGGAAGGAUCUGGAUAGUGGCCCAUGUGGCUAGAGGAGCACAGACUCGGACCACAGCUCAGAGAUAUCCGUUUGGGGAUGCAGUCCACUUUGACAGCUAGCGAGGCAACAUACCACUGCUGUUCAAUGAUGACAGCAAUUUAGGGAAGACACUAAAGCAGACCGAACAGAUCAAGGCCAGUUUAUAACUUGGGGAAAUAGACUUGUUUAUUGUCCAGCCCAUAUUUAUCAUUAGAAUCAAGAAUUUUAGCAACAGGCUUUUAGGAAAAUCAGAAUGGGGUAGACAGCUUUAUAAAAGCAGUCUUUAAGUGGAAUAGAUAAUGUUGAAUGUUUACAGGGUCUAAGAACUAUUGUAUACACAAAAUAAACACCUAUUUUUACAUUACUGUGAU